Molecule: messenger RNA, 4245 nt
Organism: Phialemonium atrogriseum
Lineage: Eukaryota; Fungi; Ascomycota; Sordariomycetes; Cephalothecales; Cephalothecaceae
Exons: 2
Coding region: 417-4151 (1244 amino acids)
Source: RefSeq, a predicted model, not a curated record
GUUCGCGAUAACUUGCAGCCGCGUCUCUCAGCCCUUAUUCACUUUUGCGUCAGGCCUCAGUUCCUCACCACUCACUCGAGCUUGAGUAUCACCAGCACCUCAGAUUACAUCAUGGAUAGAGAGAGAAACAGAAGGUCAGUGCCCACCGUCCCGUUGAAUCCUAUUGUGCAGUACCACAAUGUCCGUCCCCUACAAUUCACCCUUCACCUACACCAAUCCCCCGCCCUCUACCAAGGACUCCCUUACUUUUCCCACAAACCUUCGUGAGAUUUUCUACCGCCGCUGUGUACCAAGGAAUCUCUUUCCGUUGCCGGACGAGGAAACCGAAUAUUUCAACACUUGUCACGAUCUUCUCCCCAAUACUUCAUCACGCCGUUUGGCCUCGACCUUGGCUCUCCCAGAUCUGCACCGCCAAGAUGUUCAGAAACGUCCGCCGCACCUUGCUGCCACCGCCCAGGGAGCAGCGAAUGCUCCCUUCCAGCAGCUUCUCCAUCUCUGGUCACAGGAGGUCAACCUCCACCCGCGAACGAACCGAAUUCUACGAUGACAGCGACUCUGGCGACUCCGGCGACUCCAGCCUCGAAACCUCGGACGAAUCUGAAUCUUCAGACGAGGAGCCAGAGGAGCCAGAGGAGCCAGAGGAGCCAGAGAACCUGCAUGAGCAGUUUGACGACCAAGAUCUGGAAACGGGCUGGGCUGCGGUCAAGACGAUCCGCACUUUGUCUCGCCCCACACCUGUCGACGGCCCCCAAACCAUGACUGAGGAUCAGAUGCUUCGGAAUGCUCUCGAGGAAGUGGCCAUCCCCGACAUGAAGCGCGACCCGAAAUACCUGUAUAAGAUAACUAAGAUCCGCUUCAAGGCCAUGGUUGGAGUGCCACUACGCCGCCUUGUCAAGAAGCCCGAUCCCAAGAAGCCCGGUCUCAAGAAGCCCGAUCCCAAGAAGCCCGGUGUCGAGAAGCCCGAUCUCAAGAAGCCCGGUGUCGAGAAGCCUGAUCUCAAUAAGCCCGGUGUCGAGAAGCCUGAGGAUACGGAGAAGCCUGAGGUUACGAAGCAGGCAUUGAUGGACGUAUGCCGACACCUCCGAGAGUGUAAGCUCCGUCUUGGUUCGGUACUAUGGAAGGCCAAGCGCUCCAGCGCAAGGAAAUUGAAAGUAGCCAAAGCCCGACCCAAACCUCGGCCUUGUCGCAGCCCCCUUCAUCAGACAUGGAUAGCCAAGACCGCCAAAGCGUCCCCUCGCGUCCGGUUCCUGGCCCCUGGAAGAUCAAUCGAACAAAAUUUGAGAAGCGUAUACGCCCAGGAACUCGAUGCCAACCCCGCACUCAAGGCUCGCUUUAUGAGGAGCGUCUUCCCGGUCGUUACUUUGCCAGAGGAGGUCGAUCGAGUCCUGGCAGAGGGACUAAAGUCGGGUGAUACAGGCUCGAAUGACUCGAAACGUGUUGAGCCCGUCAAGCAUUCGCUACAUCCGGAAUUGAAGGCCAUGGUUGACGCCGAACUGGACGCCUUGAUCCAAGACUACGACAAAGACACGCAGGGCGAGGAGGGCGAUGCCAAUGUCCUAGUAGCUUCUCUACAGACAAAUGAGCAUGAUGAACAGAACUGCCCAUCUUCCCCGGAGACCUUCACGGCGGAUACAGAUCUCAACAGCAUCGAGACGCCCAUCUCUGAUACUCCGGAUGCCCCAAUGGAAGCACCCCAGACCCCUCAUAUUGCUGGCUCCGCAAACGAAUGCUCAGUUCCCAGUCAGAGCCCCCUUCCAUCUGACAUUCCACUCCUCCCGUGCUCCCCGCAUUCAGGGAUGGACCUGGAAACCGAUAGCCACACGGCUUCGGAUCAGCAAGCCUCUACCGCCCUUCAUCCGUCGACGCCAGAACCCGAAAUUCGGACUGAUGACUCUCCAUCCCCUCCUGGCACUCAUGAUAACGAUGCCAUUCAGGAGCUGGCUUCUGAGGGAGGUCAGCAAGAAGAAGCCGAGCCGCUGAACUCGGAACCGAGCCGUCCUCUCGGGCAUGAAACUCCUCCUGUCGUGUCACCCAUGCCAUGUCCAGAGUCCCAAGAGAAGCCUGGUAUGGAGGCGUCGUCUCAGAACCCUACUACUACUGAGUCAUCGACCACCUUGAACCCAUUGGUGGGAAAUGGAGCCGUUUCGCAGGAUACCCCGGAGCUCCACAGUCAGCAAUCGGCCACCGUCCCCUCGAAUACUAAGAAGAGGCAAGCGGCCGAUGAGCUGAGCAAGGGAGCCACCAAGAGGCAACGUAGGACCCCUAGUGCUUGGGCCGGAGAACCCCAGCCAUCUAUCAUGGCUCCGUUCAAGUCCAUCAAGCGAAGGCCUACCGAGGACCUGGAGAAGCCAAAGUGCAAGCGACUCCGCAGGGAGGGAAAUACCUGGAUACGCGAACCCCCUGCCGCCAGUUCUUCCUUAUCGUUCUGCCAGAAGGACGGCGCAUUUGAUGAUGUUCCGUAUCGACCGAAACCGCUGCCGACACCUGGACCCGGGGAUCUUACUUGGCCGAACAAUAUCCCUACCCAUCAUAGUCGUUUUGGUUCAAGCGAACCACCUCAAAGUGAUCGCAUUGGCUUGCUGCAUACGACAGCUGCAGAAGUAACUAACUCUAAGCCAAAUAGAUACGAGGAUGGCGAAGUUCGGAGAUACGGUGCUGGAGAGUCGUACCGGCCUUUUAAUAGAGAGCGAGAUCGGUCACCUCGCGGCACUAGAAGUCCCCCACCGAGAGAGAGGGCUCGUACACCCCCGCCGACUAGUGAUAGUUACAUCCCAAACAGGUCUCCACGCCGUCGAUCCCGAAGCGCAGAUCGGUUUAGGUACCGUGAGAGAUCCAGGGACAGGGAUGGAGAUGUAUGGCGACGACGUGACCAUAGCCGCAGUCGGCCCCCGAGCCCGGCACGGCGCAGUUCCCCGAGGAGGAGCCCGGCACGGCGUAGCCCCAGGCGAUACUCGCCUCCGAGACGCGAUGAUAGAAUCGAUCGAGCUCGGUCUCCCCCGAGGGAUUUCGAUGCGCGCAGCAUACGGCGACGAUCUCGAUCUCCCUAUGAUAGGGACUGGGAGGUUCGAAACAAGUCCCCAGUAAGACGAUCGACACCUGUGGCAUUUCGGGGCGGAUCCUAUCGGCCUCGGUCCCGGAGCCCUGAACGUCGAGAUGAUAGAUACACCGGCCCGUCCUAUCGACGUCCAUCUCCCCCAAGAGAGUCCCUCAACUCAUCUGGGAUGACCUCGCGCUCGGCCUCCCGUCGACCAUCGCCCCUUCCAAGCUCCAAUCGAGGCCAUGAUGAUAGGUCGCGGCCUCAGUCGCCUACACGUUCGCCGAAUCCAGUCAGCACAUCAACAACUUUGCCCGUCCGCGAGCAGCCAAAGCAGGUCGCCCCGGUCCCAGAUAUUAUUUCUACUCCUGUAAAAUCACCUCCACGAGGGCCGGCCGCGCUGCGACAACCCCCUACAGGUCCCUCAGCCGCAAGACUCUCCGCCAUACAGGCUGCUUCACCCGUUGUUCAGCCCCCCCGACAUCCAACAUCGUCAACCGGUCCGUCCCCUCGAGCUGACAUGGCCAGCCCGACCAUUCCCCCAGCUGGCCCUCGCGGCUACAUACCACCCUCGCGUGGCGGUGCUUUUGUCCCCCGUGGAGGUCGAGGAGGCUGGCCAUCGAUGCCGCCCCGCAACGUAUCCGGAUCAUCUGUAUCACCACCCAUUCCUCCCACCGGGCCGAGUAGCAUCCCCACCGGACCUCGCGCCGCGUCCAUAUCGUCUUCCGGGCCGUCUCCCUCUCUUACUUCGGCCAAGCCCUUCAACCCACCGACAGGCCCAGCGCCGCAACAGCACACCAACGCGCCACGACAAACCCUGGCGCAAACCUUGAUGUCGGGCAUGCCGCCCAUCAUCCCCGGCGGCAAGCCCGACCCCAACCUGGCGCCGCUCACAACGGGGGUGACCAAGGAGCUGGAGCCGCACCACCGGAGGCUGAGGGAGGAGGAGGAGCGCGUGCGGGAGGAGAUCAGGGCCAGGCAGGAGAAGCUCCGCAAGAACCUGCGCAUAUGGGACAAGCUCGAGCGCGAGAGCAAGGCAUUUGAGCUCAAGAGCGACCUCAGCGAGAAGAGCCUCAAGAACCUUGCCGGCGAGGGCCUCGGCGGGGCCGCCUUCUGAUCGGCCUUGCGUCAUCAUCCCCGGGUGCUUUGGAUUCCGCCCACCUAAAAACUCCUUGGGGAUGGCCAUUGUGCGAGAGAGAGAGAGAGAGAGA